Fusarium sp. VM40 is the source of this 153-nucleotide messenger RNA. The record is from the annotation of a GenBank genome assembly. NCBI's taxonomy places the organism in Eukaryota, Fungi, Ascomycota, Sordariomycetes, Hypocreales, Nectriaceae.
AUGAAGAUAGCUAUCGUAGGAUGCGGCCUGGCAGGCAUGUCAUCAUACCUUGCACUACGCAAAUUCCUUUCCGAUGAUCACAAGGUCACUAUUUACGAAUCGUACAAGCCCAAGCUCGACCGAGAUCCGCUAUCCGACGACCUAGACAGUUGA